Molecule: messenger RNA, 1128 nt
Organism: Mucor velutinosus
Lineage: Eukaryota; Fungi; Mucoromycota; Mucoromycetes; Mucorales; Mucoraceae
Exons: 4
Coding region: 1-1128 (375 amino acids)
Cellular component (GO): Golgi apparatus
Molecular function (GO): GDP-fucose transmembrane transporter activity; antiporter activity
Source: RefSeq, a predicted model, not a curated record
AUGGGAGAAAGCAAGCCAGAUUAUACGGUGGUUAUUGACCAGGAACCUGAGAAUAAUCAGAGCCAACAGAAUACAGUGGUUGCCCCCUCUGGCUUCAAGUUAUCUCCUGGAAUGAGAGCUGUGCUUCCUAUCGCUAGUUAUUGUUUCGCCUCUAUUCUCAUGACUGUAACCAACAAAUACGUCCUCAGUGGAUAUGACUUUAACAUGAACUUUUUGCUCUUGACCAUCCAAAAUUUGGUCACUGUUCUGCUGUUGCAAUCAUUCAAGUUUCUCAAUCUUAUCAAGUUCCGUGAUUUUGAUAAAGAUGAGGCUCGCAAAUGGAUGCCCAUUGCUGCUUCACUCGUCGCUAUGAUCUAUACAGGCUCAAAAGCACUCCAAUUUCUUCGUAUUCCCAUUUAUACUAUCUUCAAAAACUUGACCAUCAUCCUUAUCGCCUAUGGUGAAGUACUUUGGUUUGGUGGCAGUGUUACUCAUUUGAUGUUGGUUUCAUUUGGUUUGAUGGUCCUCUCCUCUGUCAUUGCUGGUUGGGCAGAUAUCAGUGAUACUUUGUCCCAAAUCGCUGAACUCGACACAACCUUGGCUGGUUACUUUUGGAUGGCUACCAACUGUCUUGCCUCUGCUGCUUUUGUGCUCUACAUGCGCAAGAGAAUCAAGCUCACCAAUUUCAAGGAUUUCGACACCGUUUACUACAACAAUCUCCUCUCCAUUCCUCUCUUGAUUAUCCCUAGCUUCAUCUUUGAAGAUUGGAGUGCCGAAAGUCUAGCAAAGAAUUUCCCUGCUGAUGUGCGUCAAGCUAUGCUGGUUGCCAUGGUCUUUUCAGGCGCAUCUGCUUUUGCCAUGUCUUAUGCUUCUGCUUGGUGUGUUCGUACAACCUCAUCGACAACUUAUUCUAUGGUAGGCGCAUUAAACAAAUUACCCAUUGCUGCAUCAGGCAUCAUGUUCUUUGGCGAUCCAGCUACAUUUGGAAAUGUUACAGCCAUCAUUGUUGGCUUUAUUGCUGGUCUAGUGUAUUCAGUCGCAAAGACAUUAGCCAACAAAGCCACAAGCAACAACAACAAAGAUAUCAUUCCCAUGUCUUCUUCGAGUCAAAGCAAUGCUGAUGCGGUGAAGGAUCAUGGAAAACCAUAA